AUGGCUCGCCUGGGCCUGCUGUUCACGCUCCUCGGCCUGGGUCAGGCGUCGGAUCCGCUAGACUCGGUGUGCCGCCCAAAGAAUGUUUGCCCGAGGAUUGGGGGACGGUAUCCGGGGACGGUGUUUUACCCUGGGAGCAAAACGUAUAAUUUAGAGAAUCAUCACUACUUCAAUGCAGCGGCCGCCUCAAACCCACUUUGUGUAUUUGUCCCGAGAAAUACACAUGAAGUCGCUGGUGCAGUUGAGAUUCUUGCAGCAUCACACACGGAGUUCGCCGUCAGGGGGGCUGGACACAUGCCCAUUCCUGGCUACGCGAAUACAGAUGGCGGCGUCUUGAUCGCAUUCACAAAGAUGAAGCAGCUGCACCUUUGUGCGGACAAGUCAUUUGUCUCCGUUGGUCCGGGGAACACCUGGCUGGAUGUGUAUCAAUAUCUCGAACCGCAUGGGCUGGUGGCCCUGGGAGGGCGCGUGGGAUCAGUUGGGGUCCCGGGACUGUUGCUCGGAGGCGGUGUUUCCUUUUAUUCCAACCAGUAUGGCUUUGCGGCAAACAACGUCGUCUCGUAUGAAGUCGUCCUCGCCAACGGUGAAAUCGUCCAAGCCACUGCCAAACAGAACAGCGAUCUCUUCUGGGCCCUUAAAGGUGGCGGAAACAGUUUUGGCAUCGUCACCCGCUUUGAUCUUGUUACGUUUAACUCCCCCCAAACUUGCGGUGGCAUUCUGGUGCAUCAAGGCGCUCCACACCAGGAGUUCUCGAGAGCCAUUUCACGCUUUGUACAGGAUGGAUCAAAAGAUGCGAAAGCAGCGAUAAUCCCGACAAUCACCAUUAUUCCUUCACAGGACGUCACGGCUUACAUAUCCUUCCUCUUUUAUGACGGUGCUGAAUGCGACCAACCGGCCCUGUCAGAUUUCCUUGCCAUACCGUCGGUGCAGAACACAUAUCGCCAAGCUACGAUGGCCCAGCUGGCUGCCGAGCAAGAUACUUUUAUCCCUAUGGGGACCAGGCGGAGUUUUCAUGUCGUGUCCAGUUUCGCUACCCCCGAGGCGAUUGAAAUAAUUUACGAUGUUUUUGCUACCACCUUCAAAGCUGAGAUCUCGGAUGUACCAAACAUCACCACUAGCAUUGCGUACCAACCCAUGACGAAGCGAUUUGUAGAGGAGGGGGAUAGGAGGGGCGGUAAUCCACAGGGUAUAGAUGCGUCUAAGGCUCCAUAUUUCUGGGUCGUACAAGACUUAUCAUGGACAGACGCCAAAUACGAUCAAAGAAUUGCCGAGUAUCGCAGAUUAGCCGCGGCAAAAACGGAAGAGAGACUAGCCGCUGCAGGCCUAAAAGCGGAAUACAGGUACAUGAACGAUGCCGAUAAAGGGCAGACGGUUUUCGAAACCUACGGCGGCGAUAACCUUGCAAAACUCAAGGAGAUCCGCGCGAAAUAUGAUCCGACACGGCUCUUCACCGAUUCUCUGGCCGGCGGAUGGAAGGUUGAGCAUGCACAGAGCAAGAAUUAG
Molecule: messenger RNA, 1503 nt
Organism: Histoplasma mississippiense
Lineage: Eukaryota; Fungi; Ascomycota; Eurotiomycetes; Onygenales; Ajellomycetaceae
Exons: 4
Coding region: 1-1503 (500 amino acids)
Molecular function (GO): FAD binding; oxidoreductase activity
Source: RefSeq, a predicted model, not a curated record